AGAAAAAAAGGAGACAUUUUCCUCCUGUCCAGUAGGAGCCGCAAUUCCACCAUUAAAAGUGGGUGAUUUCUGCCGAAAAAGCAUUGCGGAUUGUUUUGAACACCUUUACCCAUGGUUGAUAUUUAAAAAGUUCUAUUAUUUGCUAUUUUUAUGCAAUUAUCAUCAGCAUAAAUGACUGUUUACAUUGUGUAAACUUUCCGGAUUAGAGCUCGAGUUGAAAUAGACGGUCAACAAUGAUACACAAGUGUGUGAUCGGCGGCUGCCCGAACCGAUCGGACUCCAUUAUCCACUACAUGCUGCCGGAGGACCCGAGGAGACGCAGCCUGUGGAUGAAGUUUAUCGAGGACAGUGAAGCUGCUGUUGCUGUGGGAAGCGCAGGCUCUUCAUGGCGGGUGUGUGGAGAUCAUUUCUCGGAGGAGAGUUUCUUCACUCUGAAUCUGGGCUUUAGCACAUGCAGGAUCCUGAGCGUCGAUGCGGUUCCUACUGUUCAUCCUGCAGCCCGGACAGCCGAGAAAGAGACACCGGAAGCUGAAACUGAAAGCAUUGAAAACGACACAUGCAGCAUCACCAUUUCUGACACCAUUUCUCUGGCGUGCGUCAAAGACGAGCCCGUCGAAUAUGAGCUGAGCACCAAUGCCACACCAGGCCAAGAGCACAACUCCUCUCAGGACGAGGACAUGAAGGAUGAAGAGCUGGAGCAGGCUGUGACCAACGACAGCUUAGUCGUAGAGCCUAAAAAACAUCGCGCCAGCGCAAACUUAAUCAACUGUCCUAAAUGCAGCCAGAGGUUUCGCAGCAGACGCACGCUGAUGAAACACUGGCGGGCUCAUCACGCUAAGAAGAAACCCAAAUCUGAGCAGAAAGAGAAGUCAGGGCUUCAUUCAGAAGCCCCGAUGAAUCCAGAAGAUAAGUUCCUCUGUCGGCAGUGUGGAAAAGGCUUCGCGCAUCAGGCCUUUCUAAAAGCUCACAGGAAAGUCCACGAAAACGCUGAAUCAAGCAUGCCGUUCGCUUGCCAUUUAUGUCCCCGAAGAUUCGGCUACAAAGUGGCGUUUGCUGCCCACAUGAAGCAUCACUCGUCCAAACUGACGUGCGUGUGUCCCGUCUGCGAAAAAAGCUUCCAGUACAAAGGAUCUCUCGUUCAGCACCUCAAAUCGGCUCAUGCAGGAGAGCGUCUGUGCUGUAAGACCUGCGAUAGGAGCUUCCUGAGGGUCAGCGGCUUCAUUAACCACAUGGACAAACACAACGUCAUGACUCCGUUUUACUGCGACAUCUGCCAGAUCUACCUGUCGCAGAGGGGAUACUCUAAACACAUGCUCACCCACCAGCAGAAGGUCCAAGAGAGCGGCCCGGGAGAGUCGGUGGAGGAGAUGAUGGAGCCGCUCAGCGAAGAGGACAUGGACGAUUCACUGGAUUCAUCUGUGGUGGAGGAGGUGGAGACCGAAAAAGAGGCCCUGGAAAAGGAAGAGCUUCAGCAGGAUGAUCACGAGGAGCAGGAGAAGAGCGAGUGAGCUGCACUGUAAACAAUACCUGUCACUUAACAGUUUCUGUUUUUUGGGAUUCACAAGUGUUUUCUGUUUAUUUACGGUUGUGAAUUGCAUUAUGGGAUGUUAAUCUCUGUUCUGUCGACUUUUGAUGUUGAAAAUUCAACUGUACAGUUUAACAAAGUGACUUUUGUUGACAUUUUAGUAGUUUAAGAUGUAUAAGAAAUAAUAUUGAGAGAAUUAAGUCUGUGAAGUAACAGAAUAUGUACUGGCAGUUUAUUACAAGGUUAUUAUAUUGUAAUAUACUAUACAACACUAAAAAUAUAUCAUUUUAAACUAUUAAAAUUGUUAAUAAAAGUCACAUUUCUGAACUUUUCAAGGUUAAAAGUUGAAGAAGGAAUGCAAUUCAAAAGCAUAAAUAAAUAUAUAAUUAAAUGGGGAAAUAACAUGAAACACAAAUUAUGGCAAACUGCUAAUUUACAGAUAUUUGACUUUACAGUGUGAGGUGAUUUCUGUUUUUUUUUUAUCUGUGUGUGUUUUGGUAGGAUUUGGCCCUUCAUUAAAGAAAAAAAUAGUUAAAUUAAAGGGCUGGAUCACCCAAAAACGCAAAAUGUAUUCAUUAUUUACUCUUCCUCAAGUGGUUCUAAAAUCUUUGUGAGUUUUUUCUUCUGUUGAACACAAAAUAAGAUAUUUAGAAGAAGGCUGAAAACCUGUAAUCAUUAUUUAUAUCAGGAAAAACAAAUACUAUGGAAGCCAAUGGUUACAGCUUUUUCUUUAAAAUAACUUAUGAGGGAACUUGAAAGCGAGUAUUGAUAUUAUUGUCAGUUUGGGGUAAUACAAGUUUACUUUUAAAGCGAUAGUACACUUAAAAUCCUUUCAUUAUUUACUUUCCCUCAAGUGGUUCCAAAAUCUUUACGAAGUUCUUUCUUCUGUUCAACAGAAAAGAAGAUAUUUGAAGAAAGCUGAAAGCCUGUAAACAUUGACUUCCAUAAUAGGAAAAACAAAUACUAUUG
Messenger RNA from Danio rerio (zebrafish), 2494 nucleotides. Lineage: Eukaryota; Metazoa; Chordata; Actinopteri; Cypriniformes; Danionidae. The record is from RefSeq and is a predicted model, not a curated record.